AGCCACGUCACUGCAUGCAAACUGAGGCACGAGAAAUGCGCACAAGAGAGGGAUAUAAUUCACUGUGAGGCACGAGGCUCUGUCACUGAAAAUAACAAGGUGAAAGAGGAACGCACAUGCCGAGCCCAUGAAGCAGAACUGCAGUCUCCACUCUGCGCGGGACACAAAUAUGGAUGGUAUUUAUGACAACUCCAUGGAGAAAAUGGAGAUAGACGACUCGUGCAUCACACCGGCAGACAAGACCAAUCAACAUUUGCCUGACAGAGAAGGACCGUCCAGCAGCUGCAGCAAGACCAGACGGAGUUUCAGACCCAAACUUCAAGCCACAAAAAGCUUCCCUCCUUACAGUCAGUGCAUAGGUGGUCUGGGUGAGGAUGGAGAGGCUAACAAUGAUCCCACCUCAGAGUUAGUCAGCACGUGCAGCUCAGCUGUACCUGAAGACAAACAUGACAAAAGUGCAGAGACAGAAACAAAAACCGAUCAGAGAGUUAAGUGCUCAAGGGAAGCAGUGAGGGCUAAAUGGAGGUCCAGGAGAAAAGAGAUGUCCUGGAGAAGCUGUGAUGUUGACACGGACGUCCCGGAGAGAGGACUGUGGUGUGGCAAAAGAAUGGAGGGUGUUGGAAAAGAAAGGAAGGAUGAGGAAAAUGAAGGAGAUGUCGGGAAACACCGGAGAGACAAAAGUUCCAAAGAUAGAGAUGAAGAGGAAGAAAAAAAAACAGGGAGGUCUUCUACAUCAACUGUAAAUAUGGAGUUAAUGGACACCCGAAAUAGUAAAGAUGAGGAUCCUGACGGAACAACUGAGAGCUCCACGAAACGGCACCUGAUUCUUUCGAGGCUGCUACACUCCUCUUCCACCUCCUCCUCCUGCUCUUCUAUUAACUUCUCCUCAGCAGAGAGCGAUGAGGUCUUCAGUGAAGGAGAGGAUGCAGCCUCCAAGAGCCAGAAUUUCAGGAAGAACCGCUCUUGGAGAACCUACCUGACGAUGAUGCACUGGUCGUUGCGGCGGCAAAGCUCCUGGGUGCAGCUGGCUGGACAUCAAGGUAACUUUCAGUUGACUAAAGGAGGAGAGGUACUGAAACUGUACAGUGAAGGAGAGGCAAAGUGUCUGGACAGCUUGAUGAGGGAUCCGCUCAGACCGUUUGUCCCGCAGUAUCAUGGUUUGGUCACCAGGGGGGAUCACUGUUACAUCCGCCUGGAGGACCUGCUUAGUGGCCUGACAAGGCCACUGAUAAUGGACUGCAAGAUGGGAGUCAGAACAUACCAAGAAGAAGAACUUGUCAAAGCGAGUACCAAGCCUAACCUGAGGAGCGACAUGUACCAGAAGAUGGUAAAAGUGGACCCACUGGCACCAUCAGAGGAAGAGCACAAACGAAGAGGAGUGACCAAGUGGCGCUACCUCCAGUGGAGGGACACCACCACCUCCACGUCCACCCUGGGCUUCAGGAUAGAAGGUCUCAUGAUGGAGGACGGCAGCGUACAGAGAGACUUCAGAAGGAUACGGACUUUAGCUCAGGUCACAGAAGCACUUCUCUACUUCACCAGGAGUCACCUCCAGACUCUGGAAGCGUACCACUCCAGGCUGCUGGCUCUGGGAGACGCACUAAAGAAUUCAACCUUCUUCAGGAAACAUGAGGUAAUUGGCAGCUCGCUUCUCUUCGUCCAUGACCACAGCAAAGCCAGCGUGUGGAUGAUAGACUUUGGAAAGACGACGCCACUGCCUGACAGCAUGGAACUCCAACACAACAUCCCCUGGGUUGAAGGGAGCAGGGAGGAUGGCUACCUCAUUGGCCUGACCAGUCUCAUUGCUUCUCUGAGUCAGGCCAUCAACAAGGCAUCUGGGCUACAGGAGGACGGCUGCGGGCAGGCAAAGAGUGUUGCAUAAAGUUCUCUAUGGGUUGUGUCUGACACACUCCAUUCGCAAAACAAUUUCAAGACAUAGACAAAUGCUCUUUCACGGAGGAAUGGAAAAUGUCUGUUUCUUGAGAAGAGUAAGCUCAGUGAAGAUGAGUAACUCAGGGAACUGUUGUCUUAUUGUUAUGUGCACUUUUUAAAGCUGUUUUUAAGUUUAUUUUAAAGAACAAUCCACUUAAAAAAAAACGUUUUUAUCCAAUGAAUUUUAUUUAGUUGGUGUCACCUGUUUACGUACAUGCUAAAUUCUUGACACCAUUUAUACACAGCUUGCUGACUUUGUAUUUUAUUGUAUGUAUUUUCCAUGGAAAAUGUUCUAUGCAUACUAACUUUAAUAGAUGUGAAAUGUUUUUAAAUAAAGCAUUUAAAAUAUGAA
This is a messenger RNA of Oryzias melastigma (Indian medaka), 2284 nucleotides long. Its product is annotated as inositol-trisphosphate 3-kinase A. The coding region runs from base 128 to 1882 and encodes 584 amino acids. Gene Ontology annotation, cellular component: cytoplasm; nucleus. The record is from RefSeq and is a predicted model, not a curated record. Gene Ontology annotation, molecular function: inositol-1,4,5-trisphosphate 3-kinase activity; inositol tetrakisphosphate kinase activity. NCBI's taxonomy places the organism in Eukaryota, Metazoa, Chordata, Actinopteri, Beloniformes, Adrianichthyidae. Gene Ontology annotation, biological process: inositol phosphate biosynthetic process. The transcript has 8 exons.